UUUUUUUUUUCUUUAUUAUUAACAACAAUAGAGAGAAAGUGAGAGCGGGAGAGAUGGGGAAUUGCUGCAAUGGAGUCUCUUACAUCUGUUGUCGCUGUUCGUUUCUUUUCUUUUCCUUUUCUACAUUCAAGAUUCUUCCAAGCCAUCUCAAAGGAAUUGCAGUCUUCUUCCUUACAGUCACUAUUGGAUUGCAAGCAAGCGCAUUGUGACACCAGAAGGGAUUCUUUCUGGUGCAGGGUAGGCAUGCACAUCUAGAUGAUCCAUGGAGAGCUGAAUGGGAGGGAUUUCCUUCAGGGACUAAAGCAACUGCCGCAAUCUUUUAUGUGCCCUUCAGGGAUCAAUGACUUUCUUAUGACAGAUGCCAGUCAUAUUAAGGUUAGUAUCUGAUACUUGAAUUGAACUCAACAGAUGGUAAAGCUUGUCUUCCUUUUGAAACAGAGCACUUUUGCAUUUCUGUUCACUUCUUUUCAAUUUUCUUUAGUUUUGUAAUAAUGCACAAAUAAUGAAGUCUUUUGAUGAAGUUCUUUUGUCACUUAAAUCAGUUUUUGAAACAUUGGUAAUGUUUAGGCCAUCUGCUGAAAAUCAUAGCAAUUUGCUGCUUUAGGCAGGGCUAUCUGUAUUGGCCAAAUACAGAAGACCUUUACUUGUAUAUUCAGAGAUUCAACAAGAUGUUGAAAGCCACUUGCAGGUUGAAGAUGAUGAUGAUGAUCCUUGAUCAUAUUCAACUUAUCUUAAGACAAGGCCACCUUCUUGGGAGGAGGCAGCUAUUAGAGAACUUUUGACUGUCACAAAGGACACGAGGAUCGGUGGUCCAUCAAAAGGAAGCAAAAUGGAGUGGUGACAGCAUAACUGUUGAGACUGGCCCUCAUUUAUUUAGCGCUUUCAUCGGAAGAGAUUCCAGAUAGAGAUACUCAUUUCAAGUGUGCUCCACCUAUCUGUGAUGCAGCCAAUAAAGAAAAAUUAUGGAAUGCUUUAAUGGUAUUACCAUUAACUUUUAGGGUGUUAGCAGCUAUCAUAGUUCUAGUUUCUUCAAACAUUUUGCUUCUCUAUUUUCUAUUCUGUUCCAGGAAGGACAUAUUGAUAUGCUAAGCUCUGAUCAUUCACUAACAGUCCCAGAACUUAAACUCCUGAAUAAUGGUAACUUUUUGAGGGCUUGGGGUGGCAUAUCAUCUGUACAGGUUGGUGAUUUUCCAUUUUCAGAAAAAUUAUCUGAAGUAACUGUUUACUUUCUUCUGUAUAUAUAAAAUUUAACUACCAUCUUUAGUAGCACUAAUUUAUGAAUAUUACAGUCUAAAUUUCAAACAAGUUUGGCCUGUAAAUUACCAUAACCCUCAAUAUUAUCUUUCUGGAUUGAAGGUUGAAAUUUGGUGAAACCACUUUGAUCUGCUACAUGUUGUUAUGCAGUUUCACUUUUCGGAAAAGAUAUUUAGUACUUUUAGUUUGGUCAACAUAGUUAUCUACAUGAUGGAUUGACAAUAAACCAGAACUUGAUACUGUAAUAAUGAACUAAAAGUGUAGGAAAAAGAAUUUAGCAACCAAAAUUAAGCGGUUGACAACAUGAAUAGACUUGCUUAUAUGGCCCUUCUUACCAUCUUUCAUACACCUAUUUUGUCAUUUACUCACAUUCUCUCUUCAAUCAUUAUAUAUUCUUACCGGGUGUGAACUGAUCAAUGACAAUCUAUUGAGACAUCUGUGGUUUGUUCUUCCUGUGACAUGCGAAAAUUUGGAGUAACAUUGGAGCAUUUAGCUUUAUGGUAGAGUGAAAGGCCUGCGAAGCUUGCCAGACAGCAUUUGAAGGUCAAUAUCUUGAAUCAUCUUUUCAUAUUCACUUCCAUUGAUUCUUUUUUGAUGUAUUAUGAAGGAAGAAUGUGGAGAUCGUGCGGACAUUGUCAUCUGGGAACCUGAAGUGGAAUUUGACCUCAAUGCUGAUCAUCCUAUGUAUGUGAAAAAUCCAGCAUGUAUCUGGAUGCCCUAUAUAUCUGGAAAAGUGUUGGCGACUGUUGUAAGAGGGAACCUCGUGUACAAGGAAGGGAAUCAUGCUUCUGCUGACACUGGUGCUCUAAUCCUCGCAGCAUAGAAAAGGGAAAGAUUACUGGAUUUCGUAAACAUCACAACAAGCAAUCAAUGAGAACACCGCCAGCGUCACCGCCGCUACUCUCUCUCAACGAGACCCUUCAAACCUAAACUCAUCAGCUCGCUGGCCAAGUCAUCCAAACUUGCUGCCGCCCUCCAAAGCGAAACCCUUAAAACCUUAGAAUGGCAUUCCUUAUGCAAUUACCUUUCUUCCUUCACAUCUACAUCUAUGGCCCUCUCCCUCACGAAAACCGCCGCAAUUCCCGUAGGUCAAUCCCACGAAGAGUCCCAGAAGCUUCUCGACCAAACCACCGCCGCUUUGCACGCCAUGGAGGCCUUGAAAUCACAACCGUUGGAUCUCUCGGCCAUCGAAGACGUCUCAGGAAUCCUCCACUCUGCGGUUUCAGGGCAGAUGCUAACCGUAAGGGAGCUUUGCAGAGUUCGAAGGAUGCUUGGCGCCGCCAGGGCCGUCUCGGAGAAGUUGACAGCGGUCGCCCAAGGAGAUUCUUUAGAGAGGUACCCUCCAUUACUUGAAAUACUUAAGGGUUGCUAUUUCCAGAUGGAGUUAGAGCAAAAGAUAGGAUUUUGCAUAGACUGCAAUCUUUCAACGAUUCUUGAUAGAGCUAGUGAAGAAUUGGAGCUUAUUAGGGCUGAAAGGAAGAGGAACAUGGAAAAUCUGGAGUCUCUGUUGAAAGAAGUAUCAGUUAAUGUAUUUCAGGCUGGAGGUAUCGACAGACCUUGGAUAACCAAGCGUCGAUCAAGGAUGUGUGUGGGUGUCAGGGCUUCCCAUAAAUAUUUGCUUCCAGAUGGUGUGGUUCUAAAUGUUAGUAGUUCUGGUGCAACAUACUUUAUGGAGCCCAAAGAAGCAGUUGAGUUGAAUAACAUGGAAGUAAAGCUUUCAAAUUCUGAAAAAGCUGAGGAAAUGGCUAUCCUGAGCCUGCUUACAUCUGAAGUAGCAGAAUCAGAAGCUGAGAUAAAGUAUUUGUUGGAUAGACUUCUAGAAGUUGAUCUUGCUUUUGCUAGAGCUGCAUAUGCUAAGUGGGUGAAUGGUGCCUGUCCGAUUUUAAGUUCAAAGGAAUCUGAAGUGUUAGUUUCCUAUGGAGCAGAUAAUGCCUUGUCAAUAGAUAUUGAAGGAAUACAGCAUCCACUUCUGCUUGGGUCUUUUCUUAGAAAUUUCACAGAUUUCAUUGCAUCCAACUCUGCAGAUCCAUCUGUAUUGGAUGAGAAAAGUGGUGGUAUGCCUGCUGUAAAGUCUUCAAAUGGUAAAUCCAGCUUUCCUGUUCCUAUAGAUAUCAAAGUUCAAUGUGGAACAAGGGUGGUUGUUAUCUCAGGGCCCAAUACCGGGGGUAAAACUGCUUCUAUGAAAACUUUGGGGCUGGCAUCUAUUAUGUCAAAGGCUGGCAUGUAUUUGCCUGCUAAGAAGCAGCCAAGACUUCCAUGGUUUGAUCUUGUUCUUGCAGAUAUUGGGGAUAGCCAGUCUUUGGAACAAAGUCUUUCAACAUUUAGUGGGCAUAUGUCUCGAAUUUGUGGUAUCUUGGAAGUAGCCUCAAAAGAAUCACUUAUCCUCAUUGAUGAAAUUGGGAGUGGAACUGAUCCUUCAGAAGGUGUGGCUUUAUCUACCAGUAUCUUGCAGUAUGUCAAAAAUUGUGUUAACUUAGCUGUUGUAACAACGCAUUAUGCGGAUUUAAGUCUCCUUAAAGAUAAGGACUCUCGGUAUGAGAAUGCAGCCAUGGAAUUUUCUCUGGAGACCUUACAACCUACCUACCGGAUUCUCUGGGGUAGCACUGGUGAUUCAAAUGCAUUGACUAUUGCUAAAUCAAUUGGUUUUGAUAGAAGUAUAAUUGAACGUGCAAAGAUGUGGGUGGAAUGUCUAAAGCCAGAAAAGCAGCAGGAGCGCAAAGGUGUGCUAUAUCAAUCACUGAUGGAGGAAAGGAGGAGGUUGGAAACUCAGUUCAAGAGGGCUGAAUCUCUACAUGCAGAAAUUAUGGAACUUUAUUAUGAGGUUAGGGGUGAGGCAGAGAAUCUUGAAGAGCGUGAGAUAGCUCUCAGGGCAAAGGAAAUCCGAAAAGUUCAGCAAGAAUUAAAUGCUGCAAAAUCUCAAAUUGACACUGUGAUACAGGAGUUUGAGAAUCAGCUCAGAACUGCUGAUUCUGAUGAUUUUAAUUCGUUGAUUAGGAAAUUUGAAUCUGCAAUUAACUCCAUUGUAAAAGCUCACCACCCUGGUGAUUGUUUCUCUAUUACCGAAAGAGAUGCAAGUUCAUAUCUACCUCAGACUGGUGAGAAAGUCCAAGUGAAGAGACUAGGAAACAAAAUUGCUACUGUUGUUGAACCAUCUGAGGAUGACAACACCGUAUUAGUCCAAUAUGGUAAAAUUAGGGUCCGUGUUGAAAGGAGCAAUGUUAGACCUAUUUCAAGUGGCAAAAGAAAUGACACAAUCAGCCCUAGGCGGAGUUUGAAAAGACAGGGAGAACGGAGCAGAGAGUUCCUGAGUAAUUCAGAUGCUACAAACAGUGAUGCAAUUGCAUAUAGCCCAUUAAUUCGGACAUCAAAAAACACUGUAGAUCUCCGUGGUAUGCGAGUGGAAGAGGCUGCACACCACCUUGACAUGGCCAUCUCUGCAAGAGGAUCAAAUUCAGUUGUCUUUGUUGUGCAUGGCAUGGGCACUGGCGUCAUUAAGGAGCGAGCACUGGAAAUAUUAAGAAAUCAUCCACGUGUGAUUAAGUAUGAACAGGAAAAUCCAAUGAAUUAUGGAUGUACAGUUGCUUACAUCAAGUGAAGGACAAUCAUUUUCCUUUUACUCGAGUUCAUAUUCAGUAUAGAUUUGUAUACACGCAUGCAGUUAAAUUUAAGUGAUUUUUUUGUUGGCAAUUUUGAUUCAAUUGUAUCCCUUCGGUUAAGUUGCAGCCCCGUAGUAAAGUCGUAGCAAUAGCAAUGCUAGCUUGCAUUCAUCAUCAAUCAAUCUAGCUGUCCAGUUCGAAUUUUUCUGAAUAAUCCAUCAUUUCUGUUUUUUUGGGAUGCGUAAUGUGACUUGUAAGCCCACCUGAAGAAGAAACCAAAAAUUUUGGCACCAUACCUGCAUGCAAGCCAUGUCUUAUCUUCAGAUUUCAGACUACACGUUAGACCCAACCAAAGGCUUUGAGCUGCCACAUGCACAAUCCCAAACGUAAUCCUUUUCUGUAAGCUAGUGAACGUCAGUUAUUCUUUCAGUUACAAAGAACAAUUAGAG
Messenger RNA from Durio zibethinus, 5299 nucleotides. The record is from RefSeq and is a predicted model, not a curated record. NCBI's taxonomy places the organism in Eukaryota, Viridiplantae, Streptophyta, Magnoliopsida, Malvales, Malvaceae.